This is a messenger RNA of Zingiber officinale, 459 nucleotides long. RefSeq lists its product as uncharacterized. The record is from RefSeq and is a predicted model, not a curated record. Lineage: Eukaryota; Viridiplantae; Streptophyta; Magnoliopsida; Zingiberales; Zingiberaceae. The transcript has a single exon. The coding region runs from base 1 to 459 and encodes 152 amino acids.
AUGGAUCCAGAAGAUCAUCUCUGCAAGUUCAGAAACGCGGCUCUACUACAUCAAUACAGCGACGCCGUGAAAUGCCGGGUAUUCCUGAAUACCCUAUCGGGCUCUGCCCAGAAGUGGUUCGAUAGACUGCCACAUGAGUCCAUCAACUACUUCUCAGAUUUCAAAACCGCGUUCCUACGCCACUUUGCUAGUAGCAGGAAAUAUCAAAAGACCGACCACUGCUUGUUUACCCUCAAGCAAGGGCCCUCUGAGCCAUUAAGGAGCUAUAUCAAGCGCUUCAAUCAAGUGGUCCAUGAUGUCCCCUCAGCCACAUCAGAAAUACUCAUGAGCAUCCUCUCUCAUGGACUGACAGAGGGGGAAUUCUUUAGGGAUCUCAUCAGAAAUCCCAUGAAGAGUUUUGAUAAGAUGCUGGAGAAAGCGGCCAGCUACAUCAAUGUGGAAGAAGCGCAGGCAGCGUGA